AUGCGUGUGCGCAGGCAGCAGGGGCGCGCUAGUAGCGGGCGCGCGCAGGCAGCAAGGGCGAGCAGGCAGCAGGUGCGCGCAGGCAGCAGGGGCCCGGAGGCAGUAGGGCGCGCGGGCAGCAGGGCGCGUGGGUUGCAGGCGGUAGGGGCGCACGCACAACAGGCGCGCGCGGGCGGCAGGCGCGUGCGGGCAGCAGUGGCCCACGGGCAGCAGGGCGUGCGGGCAGUAGGGCGCGUGGGCAGCAGGGGCGCGCAGGCAGCAGGGCGCGCAGGCAACAGGCGCGCGCAGGCAGCAGGCGCGCGCGGGCGGCAGUGA
This is a messenger RNA of Closterium sp. Naga37s-1, 315 nucleotides long. The record is from the annotation of a GenBank genome assembly. NCBI's taxonomy places the organism in Eukaryota, Viridiplantae, Streptophyta, Zygnematophyceae, Desmidiales, Closteriaceae.